AUGCGCCUGCUCUCCAUCUUCGGGGUCGUCACUCUCUCCCUCUCGGGACUCUCUACAGCACUGACAGUGCAGGGGGACCCAGAUGUCAAUGACCCACUGGUGCUGGAGCAUCUUCGUGACCGCGAGAAGCUCAUCACGUUGGAAAAGACACACCGGCAAGAUCAUAUCUUCCGCCAAAGUCUCUCACCAACCGCUCAGCGUGCAGACAAGAUCGUUCGCCAGAUCCGUCAGUAUGAGACUGAUUAUUACUGGCGCGUAGCCGGUACCCCCGAUGACGAGUACAAAGAGCGAUUCGCAGGCGAGGUGUUCCCCCUUGCCCGGCCAUACAUAGCAAACACGACUCUUUGGAAGAUUGUUAAGCGCAUGCCCAAGGGUGCGCUUUUGCACGCUCACCUGUCAGCCAUGCUUCCUUACGAAAAACUUGUGGAGAUUAUAAUCCACACGGAAGGGAUGAUGAUCGCCUCGUCACAGCCUGUGGACACCGACGACGCCAAGAUGAAUGCCACCAUCACUUUUUCUCACAGCAACAGUACCACCGCCGAGCCUCAGUCACCGGAUAUUGACUCUCCCGACUAUGUCCCUGGCACGAAGAUACCUGUCACGACCGCCGCCGCCAAUUUCCAAGGUGGUGAAGCGGGUUUCCUCGAGUUCAUCAAAUUGAAAACAACUGUCCCACCCGAGGAGUCGAUCCGCCAUGAGCUUGGUGUUGACGAGAUCUGGAGACGUUUCCAGGCCUGCUUUGGUCCUACUGGUUCUAUGCUAGAGUAUGAGCCCGUCGUGAGAAAGUUCUACCAGACGCUCUUCUCCGAUCUCGCUAACGAUGGCAUUAAUUGGGUGGAGAUCCGAAGCGGCGGAUCGAGUGGAAAGCUCGUCCAUGACGGCCAGGAAGAUGUUGACCCUAACCUUGACGUCUGGUGGACUGUUCUUGUUGAAGAGAUCAAUAAUUUCAAAGCCACUGAGGAGGGUAAAAACUUCUGGGGUGUCAGAAUCAUUUGGUCAGACUCGCGUGGUAAAAACCGGGCUUCUAUUACCAAGAGUAUGAAAAUUGCUCUCCAGAGAAAGCAAAAUUUCCCUGAGCUGUUUAGUGGCUAUGAUCUUGUUGCACAGGAAGAUCUGGGUCGUCCUCUUUCUGAUCUGGCACCGGAACUGGUCUGGUUCCGUGAACAGACUGAAGCUCUGAACCUCACCAUUCCGUAUUUCUUCCACGCAGGAGAAACUCUGGGAGAUGGGAACUCAACUGAUGACAACUUGUUCGAUGCGCUCCUGUUCAAUACGCGGAGAAUUGGUCACGGUUUCUCUCUCUAUAAACAUCCGAAUCUGAUCAAGCAGACGAUCGAGCAAAAUGUCCUGGUUGAAGUGUGCCCUAUCUCGAAUGAAGUCCUCCGCCUGAACACGGAUAUCCUUCAUCAUCCCUUACCAGCGAUGAUUGCCCACGGCAUUCCGACUGCAAUCAGCAAUGACGAUCCGGCCAUUCUUGGACAGGACGUAGCUGGUCUGAGUUAUGACUUCUUUGAAGCCAUCCAAGCUUUUGACAACCUGGGUCUUGCCGGAUUGGGCGCACUUGCACAAAACAGUCUGCGGUGGGCAAACUUUGAAGAUCAGUCUGAUACAGAGUGGAUUCAGGAUAUUGACCGUGGUGAGGAAGGAACCAGUACCAAGGCCAAGAACAUUCAAGCCUGGAACAGUGCAUGGGAGGACUUUUGCAAGUGGAUUGUGGAUGAAUAUGCGUCCAACUACGAGGUUUUGGCAGAGGAUUCUGAAACUUAG
Penicillium pulvis is the source of this 1767-nucleotide messenger RNA. Its product is annotated as adenosine deaminase family protein. Gene Ontology annotation, biological process: adenosine catabolic process; inosine biosynthetic process. Gene Ontology annotation, molecular function: adenosine deaminase activity. The transcript is spliced from 4 exons. The coding region runs from base 1 to 1767 and encodes 588 amino acids. The record is from RefSeq and is a predicted model, not a curated record. NCBI's taxonomy places the organism in Eukaryota, Fungi, Ascomycota, Eurotiomycetes, Eurotiales, Aspergillaceae.